Messenger RNA from Emiliania huxleyi CCMP1516, 333 nucleotides. RefSeq lists its product as hypothetical. Lineage: Eukaryota; Haptophyta; Isochrysidales; Noelaerhabdaceae. The record is from RefSeq and is a predicted model, not a curated record. The transcript has a single exon. The coding region runs from base 1 to 333 and encodes 110 amino acids.
AUGCACGAGUGCCUUCACAAAGACGUGAUGUACAACCCGUCGCCCCCUGCAGAGCGCCCAAGCCCGUGCGGCGUGACGGACACGCUCUCGCCGGAGCCCGCGACGGGGCCGUCGGCACCGCCCGACGAGGACGACGACCAACUGGCUUUCACUGCCGCUACCGUCAAGCGGGUGAACUCCAUUGGCGAGGAGCUCGGCCUGAAAGGCCUCGGCGUUGCGGCGACAGUCCGCGAGGCGGCGGCCAUGCUCCUUAUCGACGCGGCAGGGGCACGGACGACGCGGCUCCUCGUCGACGAGAUUGAGCGCGUGCUCGGCGUCAAGCGCAGCGGCUAG